AGAGUGAGACCCAGUCAGAACCUGCUGGACCGACCCGGACCUGAUCCAGACCAUCAGAACUGAACUGAUCCAGACCAUCAGAACCGAUCCAGACCAUCAGAACCGACCCACUUGGAGCAGUCAGCUGAGUAUCUGUCCAGGAUGUGGGUGUUUCUGAUGAUGGUGUGUCUGCUGGACCAGAACCAGGCUGCACCGUUACCACGGCAACAGGGCAGCCUCCAGCCCGUCCUCCAACAACUGGACCAGACGACACCUUCUUCCAUCUAUGAUGACGGCCAGCAGAGAACAUCCUCCUCUUCCUCCUCCUCCUCCUCCUCUUCAUCUUCAUCAUCAGUUUCCUCCGAGUCGAGCCAGAGUUCAGAGGAGCCUCAAAAACAGCUGAGUGAAGGACAGAACCUGGAGAACACGACUGUGGAGCAGGUGGACUCGUCCCAGGAGAGCUCGGAGCUCCUCCCGUCUCCUAGCAACAGCACCAGUCUGUGGCUCAAUGAACUGGUUUCACUGGGAGAAGUAGACACAGGAGACGCCAGCGCGGCGAGCAGAGAGCGCCGAAACCAGGCACUGGUGUCAACCUUUCACCACCUCCUGAGUCCACGGCGACUCGGCGGACGGGGACUCGUAGCUGUCGCCGAGGGAGGCGUGGCCAUCGGAGAGGAGAUCGACAGCGAGUUUCCCCGACUGCUGGACGACAGCACGGAGACGGCAGACGCCGGGCUGACCUUCGACCACGCCCACCACCACGGCUACCAUGGAAACGAGGCGGGGCUAGAGCUGGGGCUGUGACCGAGGCCACGCCCCCCCUGUCCUGUUGACAGCUACCAAUCAGUAAUCAAUCAAUUAUCUGAUUUAUAAUCGCUUUACUAAUCAUAUCGAUCAUGUUUAUCACCUGUCAGCUCGUUGUUAAGAAUAAUCAAUAAUUAACGAUCAAUAAAAGCUCAUCUAUUAUUCAUAACGAUCAAUAAAAACUCAUCUAUUAUUCAUAACGAUCAAUAAAAACUCAUCUAUUAUUCAUAACGAUCAAUAAAAACUCAUCUAUUAUUCAUAACGAUCAAUAAAACUCAUCUAUUAUUCAAAACGAUCAAUAAAAACUCAUCUAUUAUUCAAAACGAUCAAUAAAACUCAUCUAUUAUUCAUAACGAUCAAUAAAACUCAUCUAUUAUUCAUAACGAUCAAUAAAAACUCAUCUAUUAUUCAUAACGAUCAAUAAAACUCAUCUAUUAUUCAUAACGAUCAAUAAAAACUCAUCUAUUAUUCAUAACGAUCAAUAAAACUCAUCUAUUAUUCAUAACGAUCAAUAAAAGCUCAUCUAUUAUUCAAAACGAUCAAUAAAAACUCAUCUAUUAUUCAUAACGAUCAAUAAAAACUCAUCUAUUAUUCAUAACGAUCAAUAAAAACUCAUAUUAAACUGGUUUAAUAUGCCGAAACUAGAAAUGAUUGAUUACCAAACGUUACCACGGCGACACCAUGUGGCCACUAAACCAACGGCUCCCAGGAUUAAUUACCAAAAGUUAUUCCUCAUUUUUCGUCAACUUCCACCCCGGUCUUUUCAAAAUAAAACUACCUGUGUAGCUUCAGGAAGAGACGGCGGUUUGGGUUAAAAUAACUCGGAUGUUACGUGACAAAUAAAUAAAUCAACUUCUUGCCUCACACGGGGCACCAUAGUGGACUACAUCCACCCCGACCUCCUCUCUAGGCGGCGUUCGUCGUUCUUUAUACUUCCUGGUUCACGGUUACGUGGAUUACAUCCUAUUUAACUUAGCUGGGUAUAUAUAGGAUAUAGGAUAUAGGAUAGACUGUAUAUGAACUACAGUGUGUUACUGUUAGUAAGUUUAGCGACCAACAGCCUGAAGAAACGUCCUGGAAACUAUCUAAAUAAAAUCUGAAUGUUUUCGCUGUGUAUCUCCGACACGUUUCAUCUGAUCAUGUUUGUUUUUCUGUGAUUGGUUGAAGUCUUUAACUCUUAAUAUUAUUAUUAUUAUUAUAUAUAUAUAUUAUUACUAUCUUAUCUGCUCUGAUUCAGGAAGCUGAAAUAAGAUCUCAAGAUUCUAUUAUUUCUCAGAUGAUGUUUGAUGUUAACAGGAAACGCUGAGCUGUAAUAACGUGACUGUAUAUUCAUUAUUAUUAUUAGUACGUGUAUCUUCUGUUCAAUCCGAUGUUUGUCAAUAAACAUUCUAUAAACAGAA
This is a messenger RNA of Sebastes umbrosus (honeycomb rockfish), 2183 nucleotides long. RefSeq names its product cell wall integrity and stress response component 1-like. Bases 142 to 783 code for a protein of 213 amino acids. Lineage: Eukaryota; Metazoa; Chordata; Actinopteri; Perciformes; Sebastidae. The transcript is spliced from 7 exons. The record is from RefSeq and is a predicted model, not a curated record.